Mollisia scopiformis is the source of this 564-nucleotide messenger RNA. RefSeq lists its product as uncharacterized. The record is from RefSeq and is a predicted model, not a curated record. The transcript is spliced from 5 exons. Lineage: Eukaryota; Fungi; Ascomycota; Leotiomycetes; Helotiales; Mollisiaceae. The coding region runs from base 1 to 564 and encodes 187 amino acids.
AUGCAUUUCACUAAGAUCCUCUCAGCUGUAUCAUCUGCUGCUCUUUUCACCUCUACCGGAAUGGCACAAAUGACUGCCCAUCAGAUUGUUGCCAACAUCAACAUUAUUACAGGACAGUCUCAGGCAUUGCAAGCACCAGCCAACUCUAUCAACAUCCUCAGUGGUCCACUCUUCCUGAUUGGUCAAGGACCCUUCCCUCAAAUCGUCAUUGGAUUUACCCAGAUCGUCAAUACCGUGACCAAUGAUAUCACAGCAAUGGCUGGAACCCAACCUUUCUCUGUGUUGUCAGAUGAACAGUCCAUUCUUGAUGCUUUCACCACUUUCGUGACGGUUCAUCAAGAACUCCUCAACAUCUUGAUCGGUAAAUCCGGCAUUUUGAAUGACCUUCCCCUGAUCGGUCCUCCAGUUGCCCAAGUGCUAAGAAGCCUCGAGGCUGUUGUUGAUACCAUCGCAUUCAACCUGGUUGACCUCGUGCCAGAUGUCGCGGCACCUUUCACAUCCCAGAAGAACUCGUUGGAUGUCACGAUCGGUCUAGCGAUCACGGCAUAUACUCCAGUCGUCUAA